Molecule: messenger RNA, 3150 nt
Organism: Symphalangus syndactylus (siamang)
Lineage: Eukaryota; Metazoa; Chordata; Mammalia; Primates; Hylobatidae
Product: taste receptor type 2 member 50
Biological process (GO): G protein-coupled receptor signaling pathway; detection of chemical stimulus involved in sensory perception of bitter taste; sensory perception of taste
Cellular component (GO): membrane
Molecular function (GO): bitter taste receptor activity; G protein-coupled receptor activity
Source: RefSeq, a predicted model, not a curated record
AAGACCAGCCUGGCCAACAUGGCAAAACCCUGUCUCUACUAAAAAUACAAAAAGUUAGCUGGAUGUGGUGGCAUGCACCUGUAGUCCCAGCUACUUGGAAGGCUGAGGGAGGAGAAUCGCUUGAACCCCGGAGGUUGCAAUGAGCCAAGAUCACGCCACUGCACUCCUGCCUGGGUGACAGAGUGAGACUCUGUCUCAAAAAAAAAAAGAAAAUCAAGGAAAUGAUCAUCUUAAAUUAUGGCUAUUGCUGUCCUCAGGGUAUGUGAAGAAAGGUGUAGGGGCUUGGAGAGUGGCAUGGAGGUAGACCUAGGCUAUUUGCAAUGUGACAUGUUUUGCCCGGCAUGAUGGUUGCAUAAGUGUUUGUGACACAUUGCUGUGUUUACCAUUUUUGUUUUCACCCAUUUCUAAGUGUGCAUUAUAAUUGUAUUUAAAAAUUAUUAACUGGAGAAAUGUUCCAUAAAGAAUAUUAAUUAUUCUGCUCAUUAUAUACCUUGCAAAAAAUUCACCAUUUAUACACAUUUUUAUACAACUCUUAGAGAGUUGCAGUAGGAACUUUAUUUUAGCUGCAACAUGUGGAAAUUUGAGAUGAUGCUACCUGCAGCACACAAAUCUUUCCAAACAUUUUUUAUUACCUUUAAUUAUCUACCUCACAUGACAAAACUUUGCCACUCCCCAUCUAUUUUUCUUUUGGCUCCUGAAUUCCUGACAAAACAUGGGUGAAUAUAUUUCCCCACACUCUUGGUGUAGCAUAGUACCUAUACCAGUUAGGUUUUUCUACUAGAGAAAUCCCUCCAGAACUACGUUAGAUAUUUUUCUCAUAUAUCUUUGGAUUCAGGUUUUGUAAGCUGGGUUUGGUGGAUAGCUCUGGUGACUUGAGAUGGGCCAAGUUCUGCAUCUUGGAGCUAGUUAGACUUUGGCCAAUUUAGGAUGGAUCAGGUGCAGGCAAACUGACUCCAUUAGUUUUCAUUCUCAUUCUGGGAGCAGUCUACUAGCCAGGUGAUGAUCUCAUGGUCAAUGGAAAAGAGCAAGAAACCCCAAUGUGGAAGCCAUCUCAAACCUCAGUGUGAAAUCUACCAGUUUUCUGUUCAUCAGAGAAAGUUGUGUGAGUGAGCUCUGUGUCCAGGGGACAGAUAAUCACCCUGCUUAUGGUGGGAGGAUACUGAAAAAUUAUGCGUCAUAAGGUGUGGUACUCAGGAAUAUUUACAAAACUGUUGAACAUUUUAAUUAAAUAAUAAAUAGUUAAACAUUAAAUAGACUUGAGGGUAAGUUUACCAAAUGCUUAAGCAUGAAAGAUAUGUUUGAUGUUUGAUACUUUUUUUGGGGGGGGCGGUGGUGUCUGAAAACACUCAGUUUUCACUGGGAAAAUAGGACUAAUUUCAUGUGGAUGGCCUCCAGGAAACUUACUUCCCAUUUUGGAAAGCAUAAGAAAAUAAUUCCUUCCAUCCCUUAGGGGUGUUACAGUAUCUCUCUCUCUCUCUCUCUCUCUUUCUGUGUGUGUAUCUAUUUAUGAACAUGGUAACAAUAAAUUCACACAAAAGUAUUGGUUAGCAGCAACCAGAUUUUAAGGUGUAUUGGUCUUCUUAUGGUUCCCAGGAAAACCUUGGAUGAUUUUGAUUUAAAAGUUUGGAUUCUGUCUGUUUAAAUCUAGCAUAAAUAGUAAAUCCGUUAUGGUGGUGAUCCUAGUUAUGACUAAGGUCUUUUAAAGAACUUAGACAUUUACUGUAUGAACUAUGGACUUAGGGGCAAAAUUUCCCUAUCUAACAGCUGAAGUUGCUGAAUACAAAUUAUGUAUCGGUUAAACAAGGAAAACAUUGCAAAAUAUUGAAAGAGAAUAUGUCUUUAUUUGCAUGCUGGUAAAUGAAAAUUUAAGUUUCACUUCAACUUCAUUAUGAAUAAUUCAGUCCCAUCACAAGAACGGACAUUGAAUGAAUGAGUUAAUUUGAGCUGUUUUGAAAAUAAGAAUGUUUUCCAUAAAGAUGACAUCAAACUCAUCCAUUAGCAUAAGCUGGUACUUUCUUGUUUGACACUGGUCACAGUAUUUAAAAGUAAAAAGAAUGUUACUGCACAUUCAGAAAUCAGAUGCACAUAAAAUUUAAGGUCAGAGUAUUAAAGAAAUCACAACCAGUGAUAUUAGGUUUGCAUUUUUUUUCUUUUUUUUCUGCUCAGAUAUGAUAACUUUUCUACACAUUUUUUUUUCAAUUCUAAUAUUGGCUUUAUUUGUUCUUGGAAAUUUUGUCAAUGGCUUCAUAGCACUGGUAAAUUUCAUUGACUGGGUGAAGAGAAAACAGAUCUCCUCAGCUGACCAAAUUCUCACUGCUCUGGCAGUCUCCAGAAUUGGUUUGCUCUGGGCAUUAUUAUUAAAUUGGUAUUUAACUGUGUUGAAUCCAGCUUUUUAUAGUGUAGAAUUAAGAAUUACUUCUUAUAAUGCCUGGGUUGUAACCAACCAUUUCAGCAUGUGGCUUGCUGCUAGCCUCAGCAUAUUUUAUUUGCUCAAGAUUGCCAAUUUCUCCAACCUUAUUUUUCUUCAUUUAAAGAGGAGAGUUAGGAAUGUCAUUCUGGUGAUACUGUUGGGGACUUUGAUAUUUUUGGUUUGUCAUCUUCUUGUGGCAAAUAUGGAUGAGAAUAUAUGGGCAGAAGAAUAUGAAAGAAACAUGACUGAGAAGAUGAAAUUGAGGAAUACAGUACACCUUUCAUAUAUGACUGUAACUACCCUAUGGAGCUUCAUACCCUUUACUCUGUCCCUGAUAUCUUUUCUGAUGCUAAUCUGUUCUUUGUGUAAACAUCUCAAGAAGAUGCAGCUCCAUGGAGAAGGAUCUCAAGAUCUCAGCACCAAGGUCCACAUAAAAGCUUUGCAAACUCUGAUCUCCUUCCUCUUGUUAUGUGCCAUUUUCUUUCUAUUCCUAAUCAUUUCGGUUUGGAGUCCUAGGAGGCUGCAGAAUGACCCAGUUGUCAUGGUUAGCAAGGCUGUUGGAAACAUAUAUCUUGCAUUUGACUCAUUCAUCCUAAUUUGGAGAACCAAGAAGCUAAAACACACCUUUCUUUUGAUUUUGUGUCAGAUUAGGUGCUGAGUAAAAGACCUGAAACUCUCAACUCUCUAGAUUCACAAGUGGGACAUUGUGUGUGUAUUCUAGGAGAAAACAAACUGAUAGU